AUGCAGCUCCUGGUGAGGGUGCCGUCUCUUCCGGAGCGGGGCGAGCUGGACUGCAACAUCUGCUACCGGCCCUUCAACCUCGGGGACCGCGAGCCCCGCCGCCUCCCCGGGACGGCGCGCGCCCGCCGCGGCCACACGCUCUGCACCGCCUGUCUGCGCGAGUCGGCGGCGCGUGGCGACGGCGGCUGGGCGGCCGCGCGCGCAGUGCGUCUGCGCCACGUCGUCAUGUGCCCCUUCUGUCGCGCGCCCACCCCGCUCCCGCGCGGCAGGGUCACUGAAGUCUCUGUCGACCCGGGCUUGUGGUCGCGCUUGGAGGCAACAGCGCGGGCCGCGCACGAAUCUAAUGGGGCGGGUGGUCCGGUUCGGGAAAGCGGCGAUGUGGACCGAGAGGCCGAUGGAGGAAAAGGAGAGAAGGGGGCGGGGCCUAGGAGCGCGGGAUGGCGUGAGCUCCUGCGGCCCUGGGCCCGGGUGCUGGCACCCGCGCGCAGGUGGCGGCGCCCGCUGCCUAGCAACGUGCUGUACUGUCCGGAGAUCAAGGACUCGGCCCACAUGACCCGCUGCACGCUGUAACCGCGGAACCCUGAAGCCACGGAAGAAGAAAGCCACAAGGAAACACUGUCACUACUGAAGAAAGAUGCUCAUCAUACAAUUUUAAACUUGUGUCCCAUAUUUAGACAUCACCUAUUUCAGGGCAGGGGUUCAAUUUAAAAGUCCUGUUCGUAUCUCGUGAUCGUAGAGUUACAGUCAAGGACCAGCAGCAUCAGCAUGACUGGGAGCCUGUUGGAAGCGCAAAAUCUCAGGAUUCCACUUCUGACUUAUGGAAUUAGACUCUGCAUUUUAACAAGAAUCCCAAGUGAUCCAUUUAAAUAAAAAUUUAAGCAGCACUGGUCCAGGUCCUAGACUAUGUUGCAUUUUCCCCUGAGUUAAAAAGGGGAACUUAUUAAGAAUAAACCUCAAUUUUUCUAACUAUGUUUUUACCUUUUUCCUUUCCUUAAGUCUGAAGUCUCAGCUUAAAUAUUCCCUCUCUGGGGAGGUCUUUCUCAGCUUUCAAUCUGGUGUAGCCCCCUCCCUCACCCUCUGUAAUACAAUGCCUUGUUUUAUUUUUUCACUACUUUUAUUUUCUGAUACGUGUUUUGUUGGUGUCCUGCACUACAGUGUAAGCUCCAUGACAGCAGUGACUAACUUGUGACUGUUGUAUCUGCAAGGGCAACAGCAGUGUUUUUAACAUGUACUCAAUAAAUGCUUGUUGGAAUUACA
Messenger RNA from Balaenoptera acutorostrata (minke whale), 1257 nucleotides. It is a transcript of the gene RNF227, whose product is annotated as ring finger protein 227. NCBI's taxonomy places the organism in Eukaryota, Metazoa, Chordata, Mammalia, Artiodactyla, Balaenopteridae. Gene Ontology annotation, molecular function: ubiquitin protein ligase activity. The record is from RefSeq and is a predicted model, not a curated record. Gene Ontology annotation, biological process: protein ubiquitination.